GUCCAGAAUAUUGUCGUUCAAAACCAGGAGUUUGGCUUGAGUGUGGACGAACCCACCCAUCCCUGGUACUAUCUUGGCUAUGAUGGGAUUUUGGGCAUGACCAAUCCUACUCCAAAUGCUAUGGGGACAUACACACUCUUGUACCAGAUGAUGCACCAAAAUCAGAUUUCUGAACCCCUUUUCAGCUUUUACUUCUCACGAUUAAGAAUCCUUAGGCAUGUAUUUUGUUUGUUUGGUUUAUUUGUUGGUGAUUUUUUUAGUAGUAUUCUGUGUUCUUCUUGUUUCUAUAGGUUUGCUAUUGGCAACCAGGCUACUGGCUGGUGCAGUGAAGGCUGCCAGGGCAUUGUGGACACUGGAACAUUUUUGCUAACCAUCCCACAACAGUAUUUAAGAAAUUUCCUUCAGGCUGUGAAAGCUCCUUAUGAAGAUUCAUAUGUGGUGGACUGCAACAAUAUCCAGAAUAUGCCUACCAUUAUCUUUUACAUUAAUGGAUCUCAGUUCCCACUACCUCCUUCUGCUUAUGUCUCCAAUGACAAUGGCAACUGUGCACUUGCAAUUGAGGCAACAUAUGUGUCUUCUCCAAAUGGGCAGCCUCUGUGGAUCUUGGGCGAUGUCUUCCUUAAAGAGUAUUACUCUAUUUUUGACAGGGGAAACAACAGGGUUGGUUUUGCACCAUCAGCCUAAAGUGAUGNUACCAAAUACUAAUUUCCUGUCUGGAUUAAUGAGCUGAUUGUUUGGACUCUAACAAAAUAUUUCUAAUUAAAUGUGUACAGCAAACUGUAUGUUCUUCAAUAUUUACAACCUCAAACACUUUACAUACAGUUUGUUCACUUAAGAUCCAUUGCUACACAGAAAUAAAUUAUGUGAACUGUAGACAAAAAAUGGGGAACCCAAUUGGGGAACUAUAACAAAUCCAAAAAAUCAGUGGUUUUACUUGGAGUUAGCUCUUUGCAUCAAUAAAUUUGCACUCAAUGUCUUUUUUAAGCAUUUUCAGUUAGUGAAAGAAAUUUAACAUGUUGUUACACUUAUUCUACAAUCUUCAAGUUGUAAGAACUGCCAGGGACACCGUGCUGGUCUAAGCUUGGUUAUCUUUUGGAAAGAAUUUACUGGAAGCUUUUUAGAGUUUUUAAAAUUGAUUAAAAUGUACAAGUUAUAAUAUUUGAUGUUAAACAAGUUAUUUCUAUACAAUGUGAUAGUAUGCAUAAUUAUGAGUCCAAUAAAUAUUAAAUAUUAAAUACCA
Messenger RNA from Python bivittatus (Burmese python), 1240 nucleotides. The record is from RefSeq and is a predicted model, not a curated record. NCBI's taxonomy places the organism in Eukaryota, Metazoa, Chordata, Lepidosauria, Squamata, Pythonidae.